Messenger RNA from Rubroshorea leprosula, 1294 nucleotides. The record is from the annotation of a GenBank genome assembly. Lineage: Eukaryota; Viridiplantae; Streptophyta; Magnoliopsida; Malvales; Dipterocarpaceae.
AAACUCAUGUUUAGGAAAAAAGAAAGGAGGAGAAAGCAAAGAGGAGAGAUAAAUAAUGGCCAAUUUUUCUAAAUGCACCUGAAGUAGCCAAAAGGGGGAAAUGGGUUGGAAAUACAAGAAAAUUUGCUGGGUUUAAGUCCAUCUAAUAGUCAUAAAAAUCUGCGGCAAAUGAAUGAGUCUUCAUUUAGUGCAGCUGUAACUAAUAGUCACUCCCAAGCGCUACAAAGUGCGCUGAAUGGCUGAUAUGAUGAUUUUCUCUGUUUUAAAAUGUGCUGUUGGGGAGGCGUCCUUCCCUUUCCACGUUUCUUCCACAUUUGCUGAAGAAGAAGGAAGUUUUUUUAGCCUUUUCAGCUGUAAAACAUUUAGCUGUCUAAGUGGUGGAAUUUAGCCGCACCACAUAUCCGGUUUACUCUUGAUCUGAUCUGAGCCUCAGCAAACCCAAACAAAAUAAAAGCAGAUGGGCCCAAAAUAGUCCAGGAAUACCAUACCAGCCCAGCCCAAGCAAAAUCAAGUGGAUUGUGAAAUUUCACCUCUGAUAUUUUCCGACGAGUGGCGGGUAAUCCUCCCCGAAUUUUUUAUUUUUCUUCCCAAAGCUAAAAACCAGAAAGCUCAGACUCAAUCGAAACAUAAUCUCAAAAGAUCUUACCACAAUACAGCGAACAAACGGUUUCCAUUGAAGCUUUGAGAGGUGGGUUUUUGUCGCAGUAGCUAUGGCUCUUCAAGCCACUUCCUUUAAUCUUGGAGUCGUUUUUUCUGUAUGCUGCACCCCCGGAAAGGCAUCCACCCACCGCUAUCGCCACCGCUCUCUGAUCCGAGCACAGGUGGAACCGUCGGAGAAGUCUGUGGAAAUAAUGAGGAAAUUCUCGGAGCAGUAUGCUCGUAAGUCAGGAACGUAUUUCUGCAUGGAUAAGGGAGUCACUUCUGUUGUCAUCAAGGGAUUAGCGGAACAUAAGGAUACAUUAGGAGCACCACUCUGCCCCUGCAGGCAUUAUGAUGACAAAGCCGCUGAGGUAGGGCAGGGUUUUUGGAAUUGUCCUUGUGUUCCCAUGAGGGAAAGGAAGGAGUGUCACUGCAUGCUUUUCCUUACACCAGAUAAUGAUUUUGCUGGAAAAGACCAGGCCAUUACGUUGGAAGAAAUCAAGGAGACUACAGCGAACGUGUAAUGCUUGAUGUAUUCAAUAUUUCAACAGCACUCCUUUUAACAGCCAUCACUUGUAUAUGGCCCGAGAUGAAAAUUAACAGCAACAAAUUAUAAUUCAGAAGGGUAUUGUUGGUACCGUACGCCAGUGGAUAU